CCCGUCCUGCCUUUCUCCCCGGCCACACUCGCUAAGAUGAGGAUCCAUGGCGAAUGGCACCGGCAAUAGCAUGCUAAAAUGCGUGGUGGUGGGCGACGGGGCGGUGGGCAAAACUUGCCUGCUCAUGAGCUAUGCCAACGACGCCUUCCCGGAGGAGUAUGUGCCCACCGUGUUCGACCACUAUGCAGUGAGUGUUACUGUUGGCGGCAGGCAGUACCUUCUUGGACUUUAUGAUACAGCGGGACAAGAAGAUUACGAUCGCCUGAGGCCGUUAUCUUAUCCCAUGACAGACGUUUUCCUCAUCUGCUUCUCCGUGGUGAAUCCGGCCUCCUGCCAGAACGUGAAGGAAGAAUGGGUUCCAGAGUUAAAGGAAUAUGCACCAAAUGUACCUUUCCUGCUGGUGGGAACACAGAUCGACCUCCGAGAUGAUCCCAAGACUCUAGCAAAACUCAAUGAUGUGAAGGAAAAACCCAUUACUGUCGAGCAAGGACAUAAGCUGGCGAAAGAGAUCGGGGCAUGCUGCUACGUGGAGUGUUCGGCUCUGACACAGAAAGGAUUGAAGGCCGUCUUUGAUGAAUCCAUUAUAGCUAUUCUCACUCCAAAGAAAAACCCCAUGAAGAAGAGACUAGGCUCGAGGUGUAUAAACUGCUGUCUGAUCACGUGAAGCACGGACGCAACACCACUCACGG
This is a messenger RNA of Nanorana parkeri, 689 nucleotides long. RefSeq names its product ras homolog family member Q (gene RHOQ). The transcript has 5 exons. The coding region runs from base 47 to 664 and encodes 205 amino acids. Gene Ontology annotation, molecular function: GTP binding; GTPase activity. NCBI's taxonomy places the organism in Eukaryota, Metazoa, Chordata, Amphibia, Anura, Dicroglossidae. Gene Ontology annotation, biological process: small GTPase-mediated signal transduction; cortical actin cytoskeleton organization. The record is from RefSeq and is a predicted model, not a curated record.